Molecule: messenger RNA, 2235 nt
Organism: Nerophis lumbriciformis (worm pipefish)
Lineage: Eukaryota; Metazoa; Chordata; Actinopteri; Syngnathiformes; Syngnathidae
Source: RefSeq, a predicted model, not a curated record
AUGCAUCUGACCUAUCAGAAGCUGUCCACUCAACUGAGGCAGCGCCCACGACUUCGGCGUCUGGCGGCAGCUCUGCUAACAGCAUAUGCCGUCAAAAAACUAUUGCCGUACGUCUGGCGGCGGGCACAGGGUGGGGCUAAGCUAUCUGUGGGCGUGAGCAGUGAGUCCACUGCCACAAAUGUGGACAAACUAAAAGGAAGCGAAAACAGGUCUCCAUCAGUGAACAAAGAGUUCAUUGUGCGACUCGCUGGACUGUUGAAGUUGUUGUUUCCACGUUUACUGUGUCCUGAGGUGGCUGUGCUCGUCCUGCACUCACUCACGCUCAUGUCCCGAACCUUCUUGUCCAUCUAUGUCGCCACGUUGGAUGGCAUGAUUGUCAAGUGUAUUGUGAAAAAGGACCCUCGCGCCUUCUUAAUGCAACUCCUCAAGUGGCUCCUGGUGGCUGUACCUGCCACUUUCAUUAACAGUGCCAUCAGGUUCCUGGAAGGGCAACUGACCCUUCACUUCCGGAGCCGGCUGGUUGCCCACUCUUACCAGCUCUAUUUCAGUGACCAGACGUAUUACCGAGUCAGCAACAUGGACGGCCGCCUGUCAAACCCGGACCAGUCUCUGACGGAGGACAUUGUCAUGUUCUCCGCCUCGGUGGCUCACCUCUACUCCAACCUGACCAAGCCCAUCCUGGAUGUGGCCGUCACUUGCUACACACUGUUUCGCACUGCCCAUUCCAAAGGGGCCAACACCACUUGGCCCUCGGUCAUUGCCGGCCUGGUGGUGGCACUCACGGCCAAAGUGCUCCGCUCCUGUUCCCCGCGCUUUGGAAAGCUAGUGGCUGAGGAAGCACGGCGCAAAGGCGACCUGAGGCACAUGCACUCGCGCAUCAUCGCCAAUUCCGAAGAGAUCGCCUUCUACGGUGGACACCAGGUGGAGAUGGCGCAGCUGCAAAGGAGCUACAAGUCAUUGUCCAAUCAGAUCAACCAGAUCCUGGUCAAGCGUUUGUGGUACGUCAUGUUGGAGCAGUUUCUCAUGAAGUACGUGUGGAGUGCCUCGGGCCUCGUCAUGGUUGCAGUACCCAUCAUCACUGCCACUGGGUACUCUGAACAUGACUCUGAUGAGGUAAAGCAAGCGGCCAUGGUGAUGAAGGAGGAGGAGCUUGUGAGUGAGAGAACGCAAGCCUUCACCACAGCCAGAAACCUCCUCAACGCCGGGGCUGACGCCGUUGAAAGGAUCAUGUGCUCCUACAAGGAGGUCACAGAGCUAGCUGGCUACACUGCUCGGGUCUCGGAGAUGUUUGAUGUCUUUGAGGACGUCAGGAAGGGGAUCUACCGGCGCUCCUCAGACAGAGAGCAGGGCCUGCCAACAGGGGAAGCAGUGGUGCAGCACGGCCAAAGAGUCUAUGGCCAUCUUGAGAUGCGAGGUCAGGUUGUCGGUGUGGAGAAGGGUAUUCGUUGUGAGAGCCUGCCGAUCAUCACGCCGACAGGCGAUGUAGUCGUGUCCAGCCUUGACAUCCAGGUGGACGACGGCAUGGACGUGUUAAUCACGGGACCUAACGGAUGUGGCAAAAGUUCUUUGUUUAGGAUCCUCAGCGGACUUUGGCCCGUUUACGGAGGUGUUCUUUCGCGACCAGAGCCACAGCAUAUGUUCUACAUCCCGCAGAGACCCUACAUGUCCGAGGGGACACUUAGGGAUCAGGUGAUCUAUCCAGACACUGUAGAGCAGAUGAUCGACAAAGGAAUGACAGACUCUUACUUGGAGGGGAUCCUUUGCACCGUGCAUCUUCUUUACAUCUUGGAGAGGGAGGGAGGUUGGGAGUCUGUCAACGACUGGAAGGACGUCCUGUCAGGAGGAGAGAAGCAGCGUAUGGGAAUGGCUCGUAUGUUCUACCACAAGCCCAGCUAUGCUCUGCUGGACGAGUGCACCAGCGCCGUGAGUAUUGACGUGGAGGGAAGCAUCUUUCUGGCUGCAAAGGAGGCUGGCAUAUCCCUGCUCUCAAUCACGCAUAGACCCUCCCUCAUGAAGUACCACUCUCACAUCCUGCAGUUUGACGGCGAAGGCGGUUGGCGAUUCGAGCGACUGGACGAGAACACUCGUCUAUCUCUGCAGGAAGAGAAGCAGCGUCUGGAGCGUCAGCUGUCUGGAAUCCCCAAGAUGCAGCAACGUUUCUCUGAGCUCUGUGCCCUGCUGGGGGAGGGGCACGGGGAGGCGCCCCCCGACCGUCACACGAGGGAUGAGGGUUGA